AGGGUUGAUUUCGGGUGGUAGUUUCCUCUGGCAACGGUGGUGGUGGUAGUGGGUGCAGUGCCAGCCCAGGGGUCGUGGUCGCAUUCUCAUCCACAUUCGUUCGCAAUCUUGAUUUCCCAAUCGAACGGUGCGGAUGGGCGAAAGUAAUAACAAUAAUAAUAUAGCCCCGUGCCGUGUCGUUUUUAUGUGCUCCCUCUUAGACACACACUCGCAGACAGUGCCAUUGCAAGUUGCAAGAAACGAAGAUUGUGAGCUGCCGAGUGCGUAACGUAAAUUUGUGACCCUGUUGUGUACGGGGGUCGUGCCAGUAAUAAGGGGGUGAGAAAAAAGGGAAAAGUUUACUCGCAGCAGAAAUCGACAGCAAAGCAGCAGACAGCAUCAGUGAAACGGCAAAAGCACCAGGCCCGGGGUAGAUGUGCAACGUGUCUAACAGCUUUUCCUUAUCCGGGGACGGAAAAACGAGUCGAAAGUGGAAUCAGGUGUAAAUAGCGAAACCGAAGAAGAAGCAAAAAAAAAACAUCAUCCACGAUCAUCAUCCUGGGUGAGAAAGUGUACACCAAGAUCUCUGGUGUUUGUGAGUUGUUCGCUGUGAGAGCCAAGGGGUGAGAAAGUUUUCACGUAGUGCGUCGUGCGCCCACUGUGUGUGUGUGUGUGUGUUAGUGGCGGAAAAGAAAAGGAAAAAAGUGAAUAUAGGAGAUAAAAAAAAAGUGCGAUCAAGCAGCAGCCCACCUGUUGCGGGUGCGUAACAAAUCUCUGAUCAUUGCACACGUGUGCGACACCGGGCGUGUGUGGGCGCGUAUGUGUUGGGUGCGGUGUUAAGUGCGUGUGCUUAUUGGGAGCAGCUUGAAACAAAAAAUAAAGAAUCAAAACGAUCACGAAGCUCUUUAGCUACGUGUUUGUGUUUGCGUGCGUGUGAUCUAUUGGGUCAGCCCCCCAACUGCCAUCUUUCGCGUACACGUUGUGCGUUGUGUUCGCACGCACACGCAGUUUGGAAAACGAUCACCGUUUGAUUUGGCUCACCUGCUCCGUGGCUCACUUUGGCUCACUCCGGUGAGACGUAGAGCUGUCGCUGACGCGUGAUCUUUGGUUGCUCCGUGUUGGAACGCGCCCUGGUUGUCAUCGGCGGAGAGCCUUUUCCGGUUUCUGCGGCGUUGUGGAUGUGUGUGUGCGUGUCUGGUGUUUUGGCGCCCGGAAGGAAAUGUAAUGUGUUUGGAAGCUAAGACACAAGAAUGCCAAUACAGGCGCCCCAAUGGACAGAGUUUCUCAGCUGUCCCGUUUGCUGCAACGAGUUUGCAGCGAAUUUACGCCCACCGAUCAGUCUAGGAUGCGGCCACACCAUCUGCCGCACCUGUCUCGCCACACUCCACCACAGGCAGUGCCCGUUCGAUCAGACUGUUAUAUCGACUGAUUUAGAUUAUCUACCGAUAAAUAAUGCAUUACUGCAGUUGGUCAGUACACCGGGUGCCACGUCCUCGUCGACGUAUGGCACGAAGGGCGGCGACGGCGGAAGAGGAGGAGGAGGAGGUGGAGGAGAUGGAACGAACAACACUAACAGCAAUGGUGGCAGUUCAUCGCCUGGAGGAGGAAGCUCGCAAGGUGCUGUUUGUGGAAGCAAUAGCAGCACUAGUAGCGCAAGUAGCAGUAGUAGUACCAGCAGUAGCAGCAGCAGCAGCAGCAGCAGCAGUAGUAGCAGCAGAAGCAGCGGUGGCAGUGCCGGCAACAGUACCAACGCCAGCAACGACUCAACUUCUUCCUCCGGUAGUAUAAAUCCUUCGCCAACUGCCAAUGUGUCCAAUGCUUCCGCCGGCAUUACCGAUCCGGACCUCAACUCGACGAGCGUGCAGAGUCUCAGUCCAGAGAAUCUGCAAUACUACAAAACGGCCAAGGCAUGCAUCGAGGAGCUGGCGCUCUACCUUAAGCCGUGUCCACCGGCCGGCAGCGCAUCGCUGGCAGCGGGCGGUGGGGGCGGUAGCAACAGCAUCGUCAGCACGUCUGGCCCAUCCGGUGCAAGCCUGCUGUCGCGGCAGAUGCAGCGGAAACUGGUGAUACUGGUCAACUGUCAGCUGAUCGAAGAUGAGGGCAGGGCACGGUCGCUCCGUGCCGCUCGCUCGCUAGGCGAGCGCACGGUCAUGGAGCUGAUCCUGCACCAUCAGAAUCCGCAGCAGCUGAGCACGAACCUGUGGGCGGCCGUGAGGGCACGCGGUUGCCAAUUUCUCGGCCCGGCCAUGCAGGAGGAGGUGCUGAAGCUGGUGCUACUAGCCCUGGAAGAUGGAUCGGCCCUAUCACGCAAGGUGCUGGUGAUGUUUGUGGUGCAGCGUCUUGAGCCACACUUUUCGCAAGCAUCGAAAACGAGCAUCGGACAUGUGGUGCAGCUGCUGUAUCGUGCGAGCUGCUUCAAGGUGUCGAAACGGGAAGGUGACUCCUCGCUGAUGCAACUAAAGGAGGAGUUUCGGACGUACGAGGCGUUGCGGCGCGAACAUGAUGCGCAGAUCGUGCAGAUCGCAACGGAAGCGGGUUUACGGAUCGCACCGGAUCAGUGGUCCUCGCUGCUGUACGGUGACACGGCGCACAAGUCUCAUAUGCAGAGCAUCAACGACAAGCUGCAGACGCCCCAAUCGUUCGUGCAGUCGGUGCAAGAACUGAUUAUCGCCCUACAACGCACCGGCGAUCCGGCCAAUCUGUCCGGCUUGCGCGUACAAUUGAAGCAUUUGGCGGCGAUCGACUGGAACAGCGAGAACCACGUGCCCAGCUGGGCAGAAUGUGCCGCCGCUCUGCAAGCGGUGAAACGUGUCGUCGCGGGAUUGGUGGAUUUUGUGCAGCAUCACGGCAAUCGAAAACUGCAGGAGGCUGGCCAUCUGGCACACAAUCGAAACUACAAGAUCAGCUUGUGCCGGGACCUUAACAAUCGGGGCACCUGUCCACGCGGACCGAACUGCACCUUCGCGCACUCGGACGAAGAACUGGAGAAGUAUCGGACAAAGUUGCGAAAGAGUCACGGGAGCAGUGCGACCGCAAGUCUGCGUAUGAUGUCAAAUGGUAAGGAUCAUCAUUUAGGUGGUGGUGCGGGUGGUAUGUCUGGAACCGGUGGCCAGUCAGGAGGUGCGAGUCGAACACGUUCAGCAGUGGACUAUCACGGACAUCCGGGUGGUGGUAGUAACGGCGAUGGAACGAGUGGUAGUAUGCAUCAGAGUUCGUCCUCAUCCCAUGGUUACCAUUCAUCUGGCGAGGAAGCAUCGUCCCCGGUGCGUUAUCAAAAGACAUCUUCCAUUGGUGGGGGUAGAGAUGGACCUGGAAGUCAACACAGCCAUCGGUUGAUUGACAAAAAUCACAUCGGUAGUCAAGGCAGUGGUUUAGGAUCUGGAGCAGCAGGUGCAGGUGUUAAUGGGCCUGGAGGUACCCAUCCGUCGUCGUAUAGCGGAGGUGGCCCGGCGUCUAUGAACGGCAGUACUCGUGGCGUUUACCCUGUGGCUGGAGGAAGCACAUCAAAUCACUACCCGCAUGCUGGCGGUGGUAGCAGCGGUAUGAAUUAUUCAAACCGUGGACCCGCUCAUCACUCGGCAGGAGGACCAGGAGGAGGUUCUUCUUCACAGGGAGGUGCUCAACAUAAUGCUUCCCAAACGAUGAGAUUCCGACCUCCGCCACACAUGGGUCCAAGCCAGGGAGGAUCGAAUGCCAACGGUGGAGCAAAUUAUCACCCAGGGGGUCCAGGACUGGGUGCUUCGCUACCGCCGCAUCCUAACAUGCAUCAUGAGAGUGGUGGUAACGGUUCCCAUCUUCCGGGCGCAUACCCUCAGCAACUUCCUGCCACACAAGCAGCUGGCGGCCAUUUGCCUGGAGCACACCAGAUCGAACCACAUCACCAUCAUAGUUCGCUGGCAAACCCUGUUCAUCAUCAACCCCCGUACUUUGGUGGUGGUGAAUACCCCGAAGGUAAACAUGGCACCGAACAUGGAUCACUACACGGUCAGCCUCAUCACCACGGCCAUAAUCAUCCUUCGCAAUCAAGACGACCGCCCAGCUACACGGGUUGGGACAGUCUUGCUAGCCCUCCCCACCAUCAUCUCGGGGGUGGUCACCAUGGAACGUCUGGCAAGGUAGGACCAUCAGGUCAUCAGCAGCAGGGAGGCAAUUUUGGAAUGCCCGGACAUGCGGGACAACAGUCUCAUCCUUCAGCGGGCAAUGCACCAUACGGCCCGGGUGGAAGUCCUAAGAAUGGGCACACAAGCACCUCGGCAGCGCCCAUGGGCUCAAAAUUCAUGGGUGGCAUGCAACAUCAGGCUGGCCAGCAGCAAAACUACCAUCACCAGAAAUUGGGGUCACAGGUUCGUGACUACAAGGAAAAGCACCAGGGCAAUCGGGGACCGCAUCUGGUACCACCGCAUGGUCACGGUGGAAUGCCAUCGAUACCUUCCGCUGGACCAUCGUACCCUGCCGGACGCAAUGGUCCGCAUCCACCUCCCCCGUAUCUAACUUCCCCAUUGCCGAUGACGGGACCCAACUCCGUGGAUAAGAAUCCUUCGGGUCCAGUGCCGCCACCGCCACCACCACCACAUCAUAAUGGUUACAAUGGGUCACAGGCUGCUGCCUAUCAGCAUAAUCUUCAACAACAACAGCACCAUCAGCAUCACCAUCAUGCCCAUCAUAUGCAUCAUGGUCCUGGGUCGUAUCAACCGCAUCGCCAGACAGUAGGUGAACCGUCCGGCUAUCUGCCCAAGAUGGUCUUCGACACGCUCGGAACGACCGGUGGAGGAAAUAAAAAAUCGUACAACCAACAGCUGAUGAAUCAACAUCUGAACGAAAUUGGUAUGCCAAACCCAGCUGCCGGUAAGGACAUAUUUAUUCGUUCCGAUUCGCUCCUAGCGGACGAGGACGCGCUAAUGGUGGCUGAGCAAGAGUUUAACAAUGCGGCCCAGUAUGGGCCCAUCUCGCGCAUGAACCCGAUCGGUACGGAACGUAUCGAUUUAGGACUGACACCACGUAGCCAUCCGAGACCCGGCAGUGUGCAUCAGCGUGGUGGUGGUCUGUGGUCCACCACCUCCUCUUCCUCGCUCGGGGACAACCCAUCGCCGACGGGUGGUGGAAAUGGUAGUUCAUCCGCUUCCUCACCGUUUUAUGCGGGCAGUAGCGGUGGCAUGAUCCCGCCUGCGAUGCGAAAUCAAAAGCACUCGAUACAGCAGCCACCUCACCAUCCAUAUCAUGGCCAGCAGCAUCCAUCAUCGUCCUCAGCCGUGCACGAGAAGAUGGCACCCGAACCGAACAAUAACUCGAUUGACUUUGAUCUGUUGCGUGGUGAUAAAAAGACGCUAGAGUACGAUUCGGCAGUAGGUUUAGGUGAAUGUUGCGACACAGUCUCAACAUCGGCUAGUGGUGGCAGCGCGUGCGUAGAGUCGGACUUCUUGCUACAAUCGUUGGUUUCGCAGACUGGACUAGCGGGUGGUCGUUAUGGGCAGCAACAGCAGCACCAUUUUCAUUCGAUUGUUUCCGGCACGUCAAUGAUGAUGUCGGAAAGGAGCAGUUCACCGCCUCAUCCACAGCAACAUCCGUUGCAGCAUCAACAACAACAGCUUUUGUCGAAAGUGUCCCAAUCGGAUCGUUGUAAUGGUGGAGGAUUGAAUGAUCGACUGGCUACUGGAGGAUCCGCAUUGUCACCCGCCUGUACCAACGAUGAUCUUCGCAAGAUGAACGAUAUCAAGAGUCCACAAUCAUCGCUAUCGGGUAUUCAGUCACCCGCUAUGAUCAUGUCGGUGACAUCCGAUUCUUCCGUAUGCACGACACCACCAACUGGUGGUACCGCAUCUUCCAACGGUGGAACUUCCAUGUGGAACAAUCUGCUGGAGCUGUCCAGCUUUAAACCACCUUCAGAUUCCAUGAGCAACCCGAACGAUCAGGAUGGAGGCUUCAAUCCAAGUGGACGAAACAACCAGAACACACCAGGAUACCCGAUGACAUUCGCGACAGCAUCGUCCACCUUUAUACGCGCGUCAGAACAAUACAAGCUGCCGAAAAUGCUAAUGGAAUCUGCUACAGGCCAACAGCAGCAGCAACAAGGUUUGGGUGAUGUUGCUCGGUUUCACGACAUGAUCCAUAGCAGCCAGCCAGCAUCGCCCAGCUGUUUGAGCGAUCGUGUAACUAGCGAUGACCAACGCAAACUGAACACGUUCAAGGAACUGAGCGAACUAAGGAUCCAAUCAUCUUCUGUAGGAGGAAUUACACCUUCAGGGAUUCUUACUUCCGUGACGGCAUCGUCGUCUCCCUCGGUCGUGUCGUCUGCCGGAGGCUCUGAUGGUGGUUUAUCUCUGCACGUCGAUCAGUCCGCAUCGUCCUUGUGGAACAACUUGCUUGAUCUUCCCAGCCUCAAACCAUCGCCACUGUCCACGAUCUCAUCGGUGUCGGGUUUGGAGCAAUCAUCUACCAACGAUCCGCUGAUCGGGUGUCACACCGGUAACACCAGCAUCAGCGCUCUGUUAAAUAGUAGCAACGGUAGUAGCUGCGAGGAUUCGUACGAAGCGGGCAUAGCGGACGACAUGCGUCUGCUGGAGAUGAGUCUUGAGUCGGUGUUGCAGAUCGAUGAGAACGGGAUAUAACAUUGGAAGGGAAGGGAAAACGAGGAUUGUGCCGGCAGUGCAAGCCAGACCAUAUCUGUAGGAUACAAUCCAAACUGUGUUUUAAGAUAAUGACUAAUCCAAUUUGUUUAGGGCUAGACGAAGGGACAUUGCGCUAAUGCGUACAUGUGGAUAGAUUUACAAAUGCCCGAGGUAUUUGUAAAUGUCCUCCGUUUAUGUUAUAUGCCUCCUGUGGGGGAGGAAUACCUAGCCGCUUGUGUCAACUCGAUUAAAGUUGGUCAGUUUUAAGUACGGCAGAAAGGUGAGACGGGAAUACUAGCUAUAGCUAACAGGUGUUUGGGUUUAGAUUUCCCCCAAAAUAAAAUGUGUUUAAACAUUUUGCUUGGGAUAAGGUCCACUUUCUGCUUAAGCACGAUCAUCGACUGAUCUGAAUAACGUUAGUGUAUGAACAACCUCUGCUCGGGUAAUGAUGAAAUGCGCCAGACAGUUUGCUAAUGCGACAGUUAGGAAGGAAGGACAGGGAAGGAAAUAUUGGUUCCGAGAUGAUUGAAUUGUUUGACAUGCUGCAGCAGUACUAAGAUUAGACAAAUCGCUUGUUGGUUACGUUGCAACCGUACCGAUUAUCACCAUAUAUUGACAGGCUCAAUAAGCAAAACGUUUAAUACCAUGUUACACUACUAACAAAAACAGUUCGCUAAAUUUGUAGAAAAAGAAAACCCUUCGUUGAGUUUAAGUGAAAGUGCAAGAAAGGACCGUACUACCAAUAUUCAAAUUGUUAAUUGUGUUUAACUAUCUUUUCUAGCUCAAUUUGCUUCUAUAGUUAGUACGAUUUAUCAACCUUGUCUUUGCGUUAAGUUGGUAACGUUACUGCAAAGCGUAAUGGUGGAUUGUUUUUAAUUACAAGCGCGGGCAAGCUAUUUUUCUGUGAAGGUAGUGUUUUUUUUAGGUUAGAUACAAAGCUAAAGUUGUUUUUCUUUUUAUCGCUUAUAAAGCUUUUAGAUGAUAGUAGAAUGCUUGGGUAACAGUUUACAAAUUUUAUCAUUGUUUUUUUUAUAUAUACACAUACAUACACGAACACCUUUAUCAUUAUACUUGUAUAUGUAUAACCGUGCAUAUAUAAGAGUGACGGGAAGCAGCACUGCUUUUGAUUUUUAGAAAAGCAAACAUAUGUCAUUGCUGUAAGAUGUUACACUAUAUUAGUAUGUUUAGCAUUACCUUUGGUUUAGCACGUCUUACGUCUGGGAACAGCAUACGAUCGCAUCGAUAGACAAAUGUGUUAUGGAGCGGUUUACGGGGAGUCGGGACAAAUACUCUAAGAAGCUGUUCGUUCGACUGUCCCUUGAUUUGUGCAGACACUGAUAUAUUAUUACUGCGAGCAAAUGAGCAGCACACCCCGUUUUGAGCAUAGGUUAUUAUUAGUCCUUAGCAGUCCUUAGCGUUGAGAACUGUUGUUACCCCCAUGUGUGAGAGUGUGUGUGUUUUUGUGCGGCUGUAGGACACUGAAGUCGUUAGCAAAUUGUAACCGAAACCACGCAAAAAUAUCGUUCAUUUGAAUGAUGUGUUACUAGCAGAAAGGUAAAUCUAUAUAUGAUACGCUCAGACCGGAGCGGUACAGUAGUUCAGUAAUCUGUAGCAGAAUGGUUGAGAACCGUUCUUAUUGAGGGAAGGAUGUAAAAGGCGACGACACCCCAGAGGAUGUUGGUAGUCGUGUGUGCGGAUUGACCCAAUCGUCCGCCGGAAUGUGUUUAACAAUAAUAGUCCAAUUACACAUCGGUAACUCCGGUGUGCUGAUACUCCGCAACCGUUAUGCGCGCUGUUCAUUAGGUUAAUGUAUAUUAUAGUGAAGCAAACA
Anopheles moucheti is the source of this 8415-nucleotide messenger RNA. RefSeq lists its product as uncharacterized. The transcript is spliced from 6 exons. Bases 1230 to 6584 code for a protein of 1784 amino acids. Gene Ontology annotation, molecular function: metal ion binding. Lineage: Eukaryota; Metazoa; Arthropoda; Insecta; Diptera; Culicidae. The record is from RefSeq and is a predicted model, not a curated record.